UAUUUAAUGGAGUAAUAUCUUGUUCAUGUACUUCAAGGACUUCAGAUUGAAUAGGAAUUGGACUAAAGAGAGCUCAUGAACAGUGGGAUCGUGUUGAGACACUGGUUGAGCAGCAGCCUGUCUGUCUGUCAGAGGUGGGCGGGCUGAAACACAGCUGACAUCUCCACACCACAGAGCACAGAGCCGACUGGUGCAGAAGGACGCAGCAUGUCAAGUGGGCAGGUAACGGUUAACUCCUCCACAAGUGGGACAAAUAUGUCCAACUAAACAGAGUUUUUUGGGUAAAGAAAGCUGGAUUUCCUGAGGACAUUCAAACUGCAUUAACGGGAUCGCUUCUUGGCAGCAAAAGAGGAGAAAUGAAAAGUAUGUAGGAGCUGUGCGUAAAGAAUCCACCAGAUUCCAGCGAGGGCUCGAUCGUCAUCAGAGGGAGGAUUGUGCCAAAGUGCGACUUGAGGAGCAGCUUAUUCAUGCAAAUUUUAUAAAAUCAUAGGCGUGCCUUUGGGCGAUGGAGUCACAGCCGGAAAAGCAAACCCCCUCCUGGAUCACCAGCAACCUUCAAACACUGUGAUGCGCAGCGAGCGGACUCAUUGACAGCAGCACUGGACCGGGGUGGAUGUUUGAAGAGCGACGAGAAGAAGAGAAGAGAAAGUUAAGAGCUCAGAGGAAGAGAAGAGAAAGUUAGGUCCUGUUUUCUAGACGCUUCUUCACUGGCUGCACUUCUUCCUCAACUACUCCACUGCUGCGCCACUGGAUCUCCAACCACAGGCUUAUUGCGCAAACUGUAACGCACUGUCACUAUUUGCCUUUGGGUAUUUUAAUAUUUUUUUAGUCUAUUUCUAAAUGUUUACAGUCAUCUCGGACGACUUCAGAUCCUAAGAAUACUGCUGCGGAUGAAGUUACAGUCACCCAGAAUUUGUGCGUAAAUUACGCAAUUUGUUCCUAUUUUGAGAAAACUAUUUAAUUUUUUUUUUUAUUAUUUUAUUUCAAUCGCUGAGGACUUUUCCAUCCGUCACCAUGUCAGAGGACGACAGUAGCUCCACCAGCAGCGGUGUGUCCGACACCGAAGGCAGCAACACAAGCGUUCUGACCUGGGAUCAGGUGCAGCGUCUGGACGCCAUCCUCACGGAGACCAUCCCGAUCCACGGCCGGGGCAACUUCCCCACGCUGCAGAUGCAGCCGCGGCAGAUCGUUAAAGUGGUGCGCAGUCGGAUGGAGGAGAAACACAUCCACGUCCGGGACGUCCGGUUAAACGGCUCCGCGGCCAGCCACAUCCUGCACGGAGACAGCGGACUGGGCUAUAAGGACCUCGACCUCAUAUUUUGCGCAGAUAUGAAAGGUGAAAGUGAUUUCCAGACUGUGAAGGACAUAGUUUUGGACUGUCUCCUGGAUUUUUUACCCGACUGUGUGAAUAAAGAGAAAAUAAGCCCGUUAACGUUAAAGGAAGCCUAUGUGCAGAAGAUGGUGAAGGUGUGUAAUGACUCGGACCGCUGGAGUCUCAUCUCCCUCUCCAACAACCGGGGAAAGAACGUGGAGCUGAAGUUUGUGGACUCUCUCCGGCGGCAGUUUGAGUUCAGCGUGGACUCCUUUCAGAUCAAGCUGGACUCCCUGCUGCUGUUCUACGAGUGCUCGGAGAACCCCAUGGCCGAGACCUUCCACCCCACCAUCGUGGGCGAGAGCGUGUACGGGGACUUCAGCGAGGCUCUGGACCACCUACGUCACAAGUACAUCUGCACCCGGAACCCAGAAGAGAUCCGGGGCGGGGGUCUGCUGAAGUACUGUCACCUGCUGGUGAGGGGGUUCCGGGCCGCCUCUGAGACCGAGAUGAAGUCCCUGCAGCGCUACAUGUGCUCCCGCUUCUUCAUCGACUUCUCUGACAUCGGUGAACAGCAGCGCAAGCUGGAGUCCUACCUUCAGAACCACUUUGUGGGCCUGGAGGACCGCAAGUACGACUACCUGAUGACCCUCCACGGAGUGGUCAACGAGAGCACGGUGUGCCUGAUGGGACACGAGAGGCGGCAGACCCUCGGGCUCAUAGCCAUGCUGGCGGUACGCGUUCUCGCAGAGCAGAAUGUCAUCCCCAACGUGGCCAACGUCACAUGUUACUACCAACCUGCUCCUUAUGUGGCAGAUGGCAACUUCAGUAACUACUACAUAGCGCAGGUUCAGCCGAUGUUUGCUUGCCAGCAGCCUACGUACUCCACCUGGCUGCCCUGUAACUGAGUCAGCCCAGAGGAAAGGUGGAGGGAGAGAGUCUGAUUUUUGUUUAAACAGGAGAGAGCAGCAGCAUAGACGCCGACUCAAACCUGCCCAGUGUUUGACAGCUGGCGGCAAAAGGAGUCUUCUCUUUAAUGUUUUGCAUCAAAGCUUGUGUUUUCUGUUCAUACGCUGAGUAUGAACAAUUGGCUUUCACUCUUCGAGUUUGUGUUUAAAUGUGAAUAUCUCACAUUUCUUGAAAUGCCAACUGACCUGCAACCAGGUUUGGGAAAGACUAAUUUGGGUAGCUUUGAAAUAAAGGCCGAAUGCAAGUGUGUGACGGCCUCGGACGCAAGCAGCAGAACUGUCAUCGAAUCUGUGCGAGACUGAUUGAAUCCGUCAAGAACUGAUUAGCCAGCACAGUCCAAACAGCUGCAUCAGUGCCCUGAAGUUGACAGCUGCUCCACACACACACACACACACACACACACGCACACACACACGCACACACACUCACACACACUCAAGGUGAAAUCAGAGGUGUGUGCAGCACCCUAGACUCUGUUUUACGUCAGCUUAACUGAGGUGAGAUGCUGCUAAACUAGUUUGGAUAACAAACUGGCGUCUCCGCCUUGCAUUUGGAUAUAAUUAUGGUUGUUUACAGACCAAAGAUUUUUCUUGAUUGUUUCUAACAUUAAAACCCUAUUUUGAUGGGGGAAAAAUAAAUAAAAUAUGAAGCUGUGUCUAUUUGUAUAUGUGAACAUUUGUGUGUUUUAAAAGUGCCUAUAAAAGAAUGAGCAGGCCAUAUGAUUUUUUUGUGAAUUAGCCCCACUCUGUUUAUAUGAUAGCCAGGCACACAAGACCAUAGCACCCCAGAGGCUUGUGAAUGUAUAUGUGACAUCAUGCAGUCGGUGUUUGUUUAUAUUUGGACGACAAAUAGCAGCGCGCGUUAAUGUUUUCGUGCGGGUAUUUGGAAACCAAACAUGCUGUAUUGCAUGUCCCAAAUUAACAUAUUGCAUAUUUGUUAUGAGAAAGAAUGACGUGCAUUUUCAGAUCAUCAGCAACAAAGAAAACGUUCACUCACACGCACACACACAAUUUCCUGUAUAUUUUGUACAGUGGUGCUUCAAAAACAAAAGUUCACAAGAAGAAGAUGAGAGACAAACAGAGAGAGAGAGAGAGAGAGAGAGAGAGAGAGAGAGAGAGAGAGAGAGAGGAAAGAGUGCAUUCAGAGAGCUGGUGUCUGUUCCCCAUGCUUCCGCCUACAAGUUGAAGGAUAUUUGCAGAGACACCUCGAAUGACGAGACACUAUUUGCUGUAGCACCCUGGCAGGGAAUUCCUCAGCUGCUGCUGAAGAGCUUGAACUUAGCUGGGUUGGGUCUGCAGGCGCUCCGUUCAGGGUUCACAUGAUGUUGUGCCAAACGUUUCAUUGGCCCCGCUGAUAGCCCUGAAGUUUAAAGGGGCCGUGUGUUGAUAUAGAAAAAGAUGCUGUGUUGAUGUAGAAGACGGGGAAAUAGACGAUAGAUGAGGUGGAAAAGGGAGAGAAAGGAAAACGUAGCAGGAGGGAGAGUGAGUCGGUCUGGAGAGAUGGGUGCAGCUGGUGAUGGGGUUUAUCUCUCUAGGGCUACCACGCGUUACUGUACAAACUGUCUCUGUUGAGGUCACACUAUGGACAGCGCUAAAGGGACACCAAAACAUUAUGAAAUCAGCAUUCGCUCUCUUUUUUAAUCAUGUGAUUGUUGUUUAAAAAAAAGAGUUGAAACUGAAGAAAAUCACAUGCAUUCACACCAGCGUCAGGAGACUUUAAGUUGCAACCCAUUUGUGAGGUUGCUUUAUUAAUGUUUUUUUUUUAUGCUUCAUUCCACUUCAUUUUAAAGAACUGUGUAUAUAUAUGAUUACAUGCUUCAGCUUUGCCAACUCACUUACUCCUUGCAAACUAUACUUCAGCCUUUCCGGAUGGCAGAUAGACAAAAUAGCAUCAAAAGGUACGUUAGGCCCAGAAGACCAGCAUCAACUCAAUACUGCGUUGAAAAGAGCUUUUUUUCUUAUCCUCUGACUCGCCUGAUUCUGAUAAUCCACAACUGCUCUGCUCAGUUGUUGUAUCUUCUCAGUGACUGUCCACGUCGACAGUGUCCUCUGGAUUGUGUGAGGCGAUGUAUUGUCAUUUUAUACUCAGUGAAGUCCCAAUAGUUGACUAGCUAGCUAGCUAGCUCCAGUCUGCCUGUCAGUUAGUGAUCGUGCCUGUCAGUUAGAGAUCGUGGGUUACUGCAUUGUCUCGUAUGCGUCGUCUCAAAUAUCCGUUUCUGUUCAUGCAGUGUUUUACAAAUCACACUUUGGAAAAGACAGAAAAAGAGAUCUUUUGUCUUGUAUGUAUAUUUUUUAUGAUUGUUAUUUUUAUAAAUGUACCAGACACUGCAGGGUGUUGCAGUGCUUUUGAAUCUGUGAUCGGGCUUCAAAGGAUAUGUUCUCAAUAGCUUUUUUUGCUAUGUUAUGUUAUGUGUCCAAUGGGUCAAAAGGUUAAAGAUGUUUUCGUCAAUAAAAUAUCUGAAAACCA
Molecule: messenger RNA, 4747 nt
Organism: Sebastes umbrosus (honeycomb rockfish)
Lineage: Eukaryota; Metazoa; Chordata; Actinopteri; Perciformes; Sebastidae
Gene: tent5aa
Product: terminal nucleotidyltransferase 5Aa
Exons: 2
Coding region: 1015-2220 (401 amino acids)
Biological process (GO): mRNA stabilization
Molecular function (GO): RNA binding; poly(A) RNA polymerase activity
Source: RefSeq, a predicted model, not a curated record